Molecule: messenger RNA, 1614 nt
Organism: Culex pipiens pallens (northern house mosquito)
Lineage: Eukaryota; Metazoa; Arthropoda; Insecta; Diptera; Culicidae
Exons: 5
Coding region: 1-588 (195 amino acids)
Biological process (GO): G protein-coupled receptor signaling pathway
Cellular component (GO): neuron projection
Source: RefSeq, a predicted model, not a curated record
AUGUUGCAGCCAGCCAGGUUGAAGAAGUUGGCGAAUCAGCUGAGCGUGAACGUCCUCGAAAUUGCCUUUGUCGUCGAGGUCGAGGUGGUUGGUUCGUUUAUCAACAGCUUUUCGGCCAUUACUACAAAUAUCCCCCGUAUAUUUUCUCUUUUCAGAGCACUAGCCGAAGGAAUCCUGGCAGAUAACCCUCACUUGGUACUGCUGUUCUACCUAGCUCAACUAUUUCUAAGAGAACUCAUCAAAAGUCACCGCCUGGUGCAGGUCAUUCCUAUGGAUAUGUCCGGAUAUUACGAAAAUCGCGCCGGCCCGUCGAACCUGGGCAAUGUGAUAAGCCAGAUACUGCUGUGCAAGCAGAUCACGCCCGACUUCAACCAGGAGGAGCUGUGCAGCAUCACGAAGGACUCGCAGGUGAUCGCCCAGAUACUGCAGGACCUGCAGGAGUUUAUGCCCCAGCAGGAGACCUACCUGGAGCGCACCAUCGCGCUGACGGCCGAGAUCAACGGGCCGUGGCCGGCGAAGCGCCGCCGGGGUUCGCUGUACAAAAACAUGGGCCUUUUGUGCUGUGUCUCGCGGCCAAACUAUCUAUGAAUGUAGUGGUGGCACCGUCGUCGACGUCCUAUUUCGGUUCAUCAUCAUCUAACUGCAGCUGGCGGCACUGAUGGCCAGUAGCAGCAGCAUCAUCAUCCUGGGCAAGCCAGACUUCAGUCACAUCCACCAAAAUCCAGUACCUAUAGAUAAGUUUAUUUUUAUACCAGUUUAACGGGGGUUCACGAUCACGCGAUAGCUAUGAGGGCGGGGGAGGACUCCAAUUUUGGCCACCGUUGACAGCUAAUAGUGUCGUUGGUUGAACAACAGAAAAAAAAAACUAAAAACCUGCAGGGCGAAGCUAUCGACCUGGGGAUUAAGCCAAUUGGUCUCGAAAUUGGAUAGGAUUAGCAAACACACAGCUCGGCGGGUACGAGGGAUAGCCAAAAGGGACAAUCGGGUGGACAAAACCGGACAAAGUGUGCUCAACGGUGCAGCAAAAUGAUUUUGCUAGGGCGGACCUUGAAGUCCUCAAUUACACUAAAAGAAACUUAUCGAUUUCGAAUUCCAGUUUCAGUAAUCAUGUCUUAAAUUUUAAUGUUUUAAAUUUCGUAAACAAAUCAUUACGUCGACAAUUUCUUUCCGUGUUAAAGGACAACCCAGCACAAGCUGCAUCGACGACAAGUACCGGCUACUACUACCAACCAGUACCUGGUACCGUUGAGCUGUUGAGGGCACCACUUCGAGAGCGAGAGUGUCCCACAUGGCCUCACAAGCCACAACUAAUCAUGACAUUAAUUAAAUGGGGCUCAACCGCAAGCAGAGUGCAAAGUAAGGAGAAGCAUAAAAGGAAAGCUUGAAAGCUCCUCCAUUCAGAGUUUUCGCAAAAAAUAAAUGAAGGAGAAUGAUGAAGAAAAUGAGGAAAAUGAGGAAAAUUUGCCAGGGCCAGUAUCGACACACACAGCAUGCUCUAAUUGAAAAUUACAGUUCAAUUUAAUUCGAUUGGUAAUCUCCCACACCAGGGCUAUCGAAAGGAUUAGGAAGGUGUGCUCGGAAGGGGUUCAAGAAUCGACCACUGUGAUGACAAAG